Messenger RNA from Lipotes vexillifer (Yangtze River dolphin), 3468 nucleotides. RefSeq names its product NUT midline carcinoma family member 1 (gene NUTM1). Lineage: Eukaryota; Metazoa; Chordata; Mammalia; Artiodactyla; Lipotidae. Bases 70 to 3468 code for a protein of 1132 amino acids. The transcript is spliced from 7 exons. The record is from RefSeq and is a predicted model, not a curated record.
GGUCCUGUACCUGACUGUCUCAUUCUGGAGGCUUCCAGACAGCCGUGGUUAGUGCCCAAACCUGAGAGGAUGUCUUCAGAUGGUGCGUCUCCAUUGCCAGGACCCGACAUUACCGUGAAGCCUGGCGCUGCCCUGUCUCCCUUCACUGCAUUUCCCUUCCCCCAGCCUGGUCCUGGCCCACCAGACCAACCACCCUGGGGGCCGCCCUCGCAGCACCCCGUACCUUCGGCACUCUCUCCAGGCAACCCUCUGGUGCUCUCUGCUUUCCCCAGCCCGUUGUUGGUGACAGGGGAUGGGGGCCCUGGCCCCAGUGGAGCUGGAGCUGGCAAGGUCACUGUCAAAGUCAAGACAGAAGGAGGGCCAGCUGAGCCCUCCCAAACUCAGAACUUUAUCCUUACUCAGGCCGCCCUCAAUUGGACUGCCUCAGGCGCUCCCUUCGGGGGCGCUGAGAGUCCUGCCCCCGGAUUCCUGACAGCCUCUAAUGUGAAGACCCUUCUGCCCCCGAAGGCAGUUGGCGUGAGCCAGGAGGGCCUCCCAGGCCUUCCUACUCAGGCUCCACUACCAGCUGCCCAACUGGCCCCCAUCGUGCCCCCGGAAAAGGCUUCACCAGGGCCGCAUGGGGCAACUGGGGAAGGAGGUCCUGCGGCUGCCCGAUCCAAGCCCUCACUGGAUGACCUCUCUUAUACCUCCAAGGGUGUUUAUGAGAAUUUCCAAUGCUGGCAGCACUACAAAGCGUUGGCAAGGAGGCACUUAUCCCAAAGUCCUGAUGCAGAGGCCCUUUCCUGCUUUCUUAUCCCAGUGCUUCGUCCCCUGGCCCGGCGGAAGCCCACUAUGACUGUGGAGGAGGGACUGCCAAGGGCUGUGCAGGAGUGGGAACGUACCAGCAACCUUGACCGGAUGAUCUUUUAUGAGAUGGCAGAAAAGUUCAUGGAGUUUGAGGCCGCGGAGGAGAUGCAGGUUCAGAACACACAGCUGAUGAAUGGGUCCCAGGGCGUGCCUCCUGAAGCCCCUCUGAAGCUUGAUCCUCCAGGGUCCCCAGCCCCCGAGGUUUGCCAGCAGGCAGUGUACAUUCCCAAGAAGGCAGCCUCCAAGGCACGGGUGCCCCGCCAGCGGCAGCGCAAGACCCAGAGGCCUCUGGCUCCUGAGGCACCCAAGGAGAUCCCACCAGAGGCAGUGAAGGAGUACACCGACAUCAUGGAAGGGCUGGUGGCGAGCCACUUGGCCACCGAGGAGUCGGAUGGAAAACAGGAAGAGGAAGAGCUGCAGCGGCAGGAGGAAGGGGUGUAUCCAGAUGCGGGUCUCCUGAGUUACAUCAAUGAGCUGUGUUCUCAGGAUGCCUUUGUCUCCAAGGUGGAGGCCGUCAUUCACCCUCAGUUUUUGGCAGAUCUGCUGUCCCCAGAACAACAGAGGGAUCCCUUGGCCUUAACUGAGGAGCUGGAACAAGAAGGACUCGGUCUUGUCCAGCUGGUCCAGAAGCAACUCCUGCCCUUGGAAGAGGAGGAGGACGCAGAGGUACCUCCAAGCUGCAGUGGAGCUCUAUUGGACUCACGUCCUUCUGUUUCUGAUGAGGAUGAAGAUGGGGUUGGGCGGCCUCGGCCCUCACCUGGGCUUUGGGUGGCUGGGGGCACCAUCUGCCUUGGAAAGUCUGCUUCUCUGGGAAAGUGGGCAAGAGAAGUGCCUGCUGGGCAGGAGCAGGACUUAGAUGGCCUGAGGGGGAUGUGCAGGGAUGGGAACACUCUGCCAUCCCCCAGUGGCUGGGACCUGCAGCUAGAACUUGCAGCUCCACAGGGAAUGCAAGGGCCCUUGGGUAUAGAGAGAAGCGGGUCUGGGAAGGUUACAAACCAGAUAGCCCCACUUCAGGAUGGCCACCUGGGAGGCGCUGAGUCCCCUGGGUGCUCCCUGGUGGGUGAUAGGACUCCCGAGGCUCUGCCCCUUUGCUGGCAGGAAGGCCCCCAGUUCGAGAUAGUUCUCAGUUUGGAUGCUGGAUUUGCAGAGCUGCCUCCUCUGCAAGGACAGUGGUCAGAAAAGCAGGCCCUGGGGCUGCAGACUGAACAACAGAUAGGGGGUCUUGGAGUGGCUCCCCAGGAGACGGAGCCAUUAGCAGUGCCCCAGGAAGGCUCUUCAGGGGCCAUAUGGGGAGAUAACAGAGGUUCUCCCACGGUUCAGAGUUACGACCAGAACCCUUCCCCUAGAGCAGCUGGGGAUAGGGACGGGCACAGGGCCUCCCUCAGUCCGGGAGUUUGGCUCAGCAGUGAGAUGGAUGCUGUAGGCUUGGAGAUGCCCUUACAGAUCGAGGAGGUCAUAGAGAACUUCCAUGAUUGGGAAUGUGUAACUGAGCACCAGCAGGGCGGCCAGGCAUUGGGCUCCAGAAGCAACAUUUCUCUGGGUCCCGGAGAAAGCACAGCACCUGGGGAUGUGGGAAGCAGCAUAGUUAGCUGUGGAGGCACAGAUGCCACAGCUGCCCUAGAAAAGAGAAACUACUGCAGCUUGUCAGGACCUCUGAGGGCCAACAGCCCGGCCUCAAGCCUUAAAGAAAAUAGAGAGCAGGGCCCUGAGACUCUACGGGAUCCCAAGCAUCUGUGGGUUGAAGGUUGCCCCCCGUUGCUAGAAAGCAGAAUUGGUGCCUCUACACUGGGGGCUUCUGAAGAAACCCUCCUGCCUGCAAAUCAAGGCAACAUCCUUAUCCUGGGGACCCAGGAUACCUCCUCCUUCCCUGAGGCCAGCCCAGAGGCAGGGAGCGGAGGCAAUUCCACUUCUCCCCUGGUGGAAGCCACAGAUCAGGUCAACAUACUAGAUGUUAGGGAUGCCGGUGGCCUCCAGCUAGGGGUCAGUAAGGAUACCUGCCCACUAAGUUUUAAUUCUUAUGACCCCCAAGGAGAAAGCAGGGAGGAUACUGAUUUUUCUGAGCCUAAAGACCUUGCUUCCUUACCUGGGGAUCCAGAGUCUUACGCACACGGGACGCCCAAAUCAACAGCUCCCCACCAGGGCCUUAGAAGCACUUCCCCUAGAUUAGUUCUGAGAGAAGCCUCUCCUGUCAAAGAAACAUGCAGCUCAGCAGAUGGGGCCAAAGGCGAGGAAGGGGAGGACGAGGAGGACGAGGAAUUCUCCAACUUUGCCCACCUCUUGGCCUCUAAACUUAGCCUCUCACCAAGGGGGCCUCCCCUCAGUUUUUGCCCUGCCUCAGGCCUGUUCUCCUCAGGGGGUCGGGGGGCCCAGAGAGCAUCCCACUCCCUCGUUGCUGAGGCAAGAGGCCUCAGCCAGCCUCCGUAUCCUGUUGUCAAGUCUGGGAAGCGAGCUCUAGUUGGAGGCCCAACCCCUGCUGAAAAGAGGCCCUUCCAGGGAGCUGAGCUUGGGGCACCUGGGAAGAAACCCCUGCCUCUGGGAGUGGUUCGGGCCUCACAGCCUCGUAAAAGAAGGCAUGAUGGUUUCCUCACAGGCAGGAGGAAGAAACGUCGUCGUACCCAGUAG